UUCAAUUCUAGCUGGGUCCGCGUGACGCUGCUGUCACAUGGCAGAAGACUUAGAAAUCACUAAAAUCAGUAAUUAUUUAUUAUAUUAUUAACAAUUACAAAUGUACCAGAAUGAUUGUUUAUGGAACAAUUGAGCUGUUAAAUAGAAUAAAAGAAAUGUACUACUGAAAGAAAUGUAUAAUUGUAUGGUUGUAAAUGUACUUUGUAGCAUGGCAGCUAGCGAGGAAUUGACAGAAGAAAUCAUUGACAACUUAAAAGACUUUGGGAUGGCAUAUCCCUUACUGGAAAAGUACAAGAUCCCCAUGGAUGAUGUGAAGGAUCUCUUCACAGCAAAGCUGGUACUGAAGCGCCAUCUACAGUCUAUUAAGAACCCAGGGAAAUCAACAAAAAAUGCAAGAGAAAUUGUUGGGAGGUUGAAAGACGACUAUGAAAAGAACAAAAAGAUACUCCAAAAGUUCUACCAAGAUACAAAGAGUCACCUGCCAGAUGUAGAUCAAUCCAUUCUGAGUCAACUAGAACGGGACAAUGCAACUUCACAAUUUCGACAAAUGAUUGAGGAAGCCAUGGAGAUGCUUCAAGAUUCAAAGUGCCCUAUCCUGGUAGCAGGCGAAACAUCCUCAGGAAAGAGCAGUCUGCUGAACCUCAUCUUAGGGGAGGAGCUUCUGCCAACAUCCACACUCAGCACAACGUCAGUCAUCUGUGAGAUCCGUUAUGGGCAAAAGCGUAAAGUAAAAGUCUUUACGUGGGAAGGGGAGAUGAUAGAAGUUCCCCUUAGUGAUGCGGAUGAUGACAAAUCCUCCCUUCAAAAGCUUUCAGAGUAUGUGCAUCAAAAAGGAAAAAGGGAUGAGGAAGACUUCCCAUACAAAAAAGCAGAAAUAUACCUGCCUGUCGAUUUUUUGAAGGAUGGCAUCACCAUUGUGGACAGUCCAGGAGUUGGGGAAAGUGAGAAGAUGGAUGAGGUGGUAUAUGACUACUUACAAGAGGCCUUUGCCUUCAUUUACGUCAUCAACAGUUCAAAUGCUGGGGGAAUUCAGAAAGACAGGCUUGGCAAGCUGAUGGCUGUGGUUACCUCUAAAAACCAACAGCACCUAAAUGCAAAAGACCAGAAAGGUGGUGCUAUUCGAGCAUUCUCCCCAAGUGCUGCCAUUUUCGUCUGCAAUAAGUGGGACCAGGUGCCACCACAAGAAAAGGAAGCAGUUCAAAGAGAGCAGCUACGUGUCCUGAAACGUUACUGGCCAGGUUGCACAGAGGAUCAGGUCUUCCAGUUGAGCACCUUGACUGCUGCAAAGGCCCUACAUCACGACGUCAUGAUGGACGACUUCUGUCUGCUGCUUGGAGGCAUCGAGCAGUUCAUUCCCGCAACACUGCAGAGAAAGCUGCAAGUGCACUACUGUUGGCUUGAACAGUUCUUGAGCAGUAUCCUUUACAAGGCAAGAGCUCUUGAAGUAAAUGUAGCUGAUGGGCAAUAUAAGGAAAAGCAGUUGCUUGAGAGAGAAAAGAGGCUAAGUCUUGCAAAAUCAGCUGGAUCAAAAAUCAUUCUGGCCAUGAAAAACAAAGUUGAAAAAAGAACAGAGCAGGGCAUACAAGAAGUAAGAAAGCUUCUUGAGGAUCCAAAGAUCAAAGAAAAGGCAACUUCCUGGUCAUUGGCUGAUGUUCCUAUGGGAGCAAGCCUUUACGAACUGGACAGAAUGGCUCAACAUGAGGUUCUUCUCCGUGUGCAAAAUCUCAUCAUGGACUGGGAAGAGGAGACCGGUUUUUUCAGAGACACAAAGUCAGUGUUGGAGGGCUUGUUUCAUCAAGCUCUUGUUAAGCUGGAGAAGGUCAUAGAAAGUGCUGAUCAAUAUCAUGACUACGACUGGCCUGAUGAAAACACAGAAGUCUUUGACAAACAGUCGAAUGAUAACGGUGCAAUGGCUGCUGAAGUGAUGAGACAAAGAAAUGUUGGUAUGUUCAUUGCACAGAAGGCAAUUGGAAUGAUGUCUUCAUUUUGGGUUCCCCUGGGGUUCUUAAGAGCUCUCCUUCAGGCACCUGCUCUAAGGUUUGUAGACAUUAUCAGCAUGAAGGAAAACGUCAAGGUACAACGCAAGCAUACAGAUCAAAAAGAUCCAAGAAGUCAGUUAGCACACCUACAAAGUGGGAGUAAGAAGGUCUUUGAGAAAUUCAAAGACAGCAACCAGGUGAGGAAAUUUGUGACAACACAGAUGAAACAGGCAAAGCGCGUCAUAGAGAGCUAUGAGGGAACGAUUGAUGACAUCAUUGAAUCCAACAGGCAGAUGGUUCUCCAACUACGACAAGAUGACAGGACAAGUGAUGAAGUCCAGAGGGCCCUAGGUCAGUUCAAGGCCACAAUCAGUCACAUCUAUGAAGAUCUCUGCAUGUUUGGUGCACAGCAUGUGAGAACAUUUGACUAUGAUGCUGCACAGAUCUCAGUAGAAGAGCAACCUAUUGUCAGUUCAUCUUUCAGCAACAUCUACAAGGCCAAGCUGAACACAAGAAAGGCCAAUGACAAAGUCACAGUAAAGAGCUACAUUGGAACAUCAGAACAGAAUGCAAAUUACAUGGUCUCAGAGGAGAAGUGCCUCAGAGGGCUACGGCAACGUAACAUCAUUCAGUUGAUGGGCACUGCAAGAGCCAAACAAAAUGGAAUCCCCAUGCUCAUCCUAGAAGACAUGCGUCAAUCAAUUAGAAUGAGAUUUACCAGCUGCAAAGCCCACCUUCCCAAACCAGUGGUACAGGGUUAUCUGAUAGACAUAGGUGAGGGUCUUAAGUACCUACACAAGAAGGCAUUAGUCCACCUCAUCCUGUCUCUGGACACAGUAGUGGAAGCAGCUGAUGGGAAAAUCAAGCUGACAAAUGCCUGCACACCAAGGUGUUUGAUGGAACCAGAGGAUGCUGAUGACCUGCCAAAGGAGUACAUGUACCUGUCCCCCAAGGUGCUACAAGGUGCAGUGUAUGACCAAGCAGCAGACAUGUACAGCUUAGGCUUGAUAAUGUGGGAAAUGUGGAAUCAUAAGUCUAUCAGUCUUCCAUCUACUUAUACUAGCAUAACAUUAGAUCUGCUCAAAGCAGGUGUGGUAAAACAAAAUCUUCCUCCUCCAAGUGUGUCUGCUCCAGCAGAAAAUUGGGAGCACUUGAUGAAUGUCUGCCUAGACUCUUCUGGAGAUAUUGAAUACUGGCUUCGUGAACUAAAGAAACAUGGGCAUUUGGAGACUGAAGUUUAAUCCGUACAACCAUUAACUGGAAUUUAACUGGAAGUUAUUAGGCUGAAUUUAUUCCAUGGCAUAUGACAGAGGUACAGCUCUGUACUUUCUUUGUGAUGCACUAAAAAUGAAACUUAAGUUUACACAGCCCAUAGCACCUUAUAUGCCAGGAAUAUUUUGUAGUUAUUAUAUAUCCCAGGAUACAUGUAUGUCAAACUGCAAAAAACAAUUGUAACAUUUUUGGAUAUCUGCAAAUUUGGACUUCAUAGCCAAUGUACUCAAAUAGAUUGUCAAUGACUCAUGAAUGAGUGAUUUAUGUUUAAGUUAAUAUACUAUGUUCAAAUGUAGGUACAGCUGGUAAAUGCAGGAAAUAUUUUUUUCAUGUGUGAAACUUUUUUCAUGUGUGAAACUUAAACAGGCAAAAGUAUUAUCAUGAAGUAAUGUAUAGCAUAUACAUGUAUAUAUGAACACAUCAAUGUUAUACUCACUUUCAACCCACAAAGUUACUGAUUACAAAUAGUUUGUUAAUACAUGUAUAUGUAUAUGUAUAAGAAAACGUAGGCCACCACACAACUUUAAUUUCUUGGUUCUCUACUUGCUCCCUUUCUUUCCUGGUUGAAAAAAAAUUCAUGUGAAAGUUUUCUACUUACUAAUGCAUUCAAAGAUCAACUUUGAUAGUUUGAAAUGCUACCUUGCCUGGUCAUCAGUUGACUCUGUGGCUCUAAUUGGCUGUGUCUUGUUUAUUCCAUUGUGCUUGCCCGCUCCAUUUAUUUCCUGGAAAAAAAUUAAGAAACAAGAAAUUAAAUUUUCCUGGCUUAAUAUAGAAUUCAGCUUCAGAGCUCUUGCGAGCCCAACACCUGAGUAGAAUUAAAAACAGGCAGCCUAGUUAAGUUUUCAAGAACAAUUACAAGCAAUGUUCAAUAACAACAUUUCAGCUCAAAUAACUUUGUAGGAUAGCCAUGUCACAAAUGGUCCACAGUUACAUGUAGGUGACUGACAAUUUGUGUAACUAUUGGUGAUGAUUCCUUUGUAUCAAGUAAUAAUUUGAUACUGAUUAUCAUCAAUAAUACAAUGUGUAUCUUGUCUCAAUGCAUAUGCCUGUUAUACAGGCUUGUUAGACUGCCGCUGAGUUGAUAUCAGACACAAUCUACUUUGAAAAUAAAAUUCACUUCAAAUAGAGAAUGAUAGAGAAAUUAUGGGAAAGAAUAUGGAAAUCAAGACUUCUUCUGUUGGCAUCCAAUCAUCUAA
Molecule: messenger RNA, 4447 nt
Organism: Branchiostoma belcheri (Belcher's lancelet)
Lineage: Eukaryota; Metazoa; Chordata; Leptocardii; Amphioxiformes; Branchiostomatidae
Exons: 8
Coding region: 173-3220 (1015 amino acids)
Biological process (GO): protein phosphorylation
Molecular function (GO): ATP binding; protein kinase activity
Source: RefSeq, a predicted model, not a curated record